AUGGAGAAGCUGGUGGGAGUUCACCAUCACCACCACUCGCUCUCCCAUCGGGCUCCUCGCACCCCAACCCGCCCGCAGCCGCAGCCGCACCCGCUCCUCCACCAUCUCCCGUCCAACAGGUUCCGGGAUCUCCACUCCCAGAUUCACAAUCACAUUCACCCCACGGUCCCCGCGGCCAGCAGGGUGCUCCGCGCCACCCCGCCCUUCUUCCUCAUCCUCCUCUCCUCCGUCUACCUGCUCGCCUCCGUCACCAUCUUCUCUGCCCCCACGCCGCUGCUCCGCCUCCGAUUGGCCUCUCCCAGGCCGCUGAUCCUCUCGAAGCUCGCGCCGCCGCGGCCUGCGCCGGAGCUCUUUGAUCUAGACGGCGGGAGUGUCCGGGUCCACCUCACCAAUGUCGGCGCCGCUGUCACCUCGUUCCUCGUCCCGGACAAGAACGGGGUUCUCGCUGAUGUGGUGCUCGGAUUCAACUCGCUGGAUCCGUACCUGGUGAGUUCUUGAUGCAUGCGGUUUCAUUUGGAACCAUUAAUUAGCGCACUGGCACAUUUCUUGGAGAUCUCUGUGGGAGUCGAGUUAGGAGUCCGAAGGGAGAUAUUUUGUUGUUUUCCGACUUUUGAAAGUCAACUUGUGCGUCCCGAUUCGAGAGAAAAGGCUACAAGCUUGUUGCCAUCAAGCUGAUUGUCCCAUCCAAAGGAUUCGCUGAGAAACACUACCAUGAUCUCAAGGAAAGGCCUUUCUUCAACAAGUUGUGUGACUUCCUCAGCUCUGGCCCUGUACUUGCAAUGGUUUGGGAAGGAGAGGGUGUCAUCAAGUAUGGGAGAAAACUAAUUGGUGCCACAGACCCACAGAAAUAUGAACCAGGAACCAUCAGGGGCGAUCUUGGCGUUGUUGUGGGAAGAAACAUCAUUCAUGGAAGUGAUGGCCCGGAGACAGCAAAGGAUGAGAUCGCCUUGUGGUUUGAACCCAAGGAGCUGGUCUCUUAUACCAGCAAUGCGGAGAAGUGGGUCUAUGGGGUGAAUUAACCAGCGACUAAAUCUCUUGAGGUUUGCUUUUUUUCUUUUCAGUUUUCACAUAAUUGCCGACAGACCAAGGCAGGAUGUAAUAAAGUAGCUACUGUCACCUAUUACUUUUGAGUUGGAUUGAUUGUGGUGCAGUAAGGCACAAGGAAAGGAAGGAAUACACCGUGAAAUUUGUUAAUCUUCAUGAGUCUGUUUUUGCU
Messenger RNA from Zea mays, 1216 nucleotides. RefSeq lists its product as uncharacterized. Gene Ontology annotation, molecular function: carbohydrate binding; catalytic activity. The coding region runs from base 1 to 498 and encodes 165 amino acids. NCBI's taxonomy places the organism in Eukaryota, Viridiplantae, Streptophyta, Magnoliopsida, Poales, Poaceae. The record is from RefSeq and is a predicted model, not a curated record. The transcript has 4 exons. Gene Ontology annotation, biological process: carbohydrate metabolic process.